Molecule: messenger RNA, 766 nt
Organism: Cryptomeria japonica (Japanese cedar)
Lineage: Eukaryota; Viridiplantae; Streptophyta; Pinopsida; Cupressales; Cupressaceae
Exons: 2
Coding region: 55-477 (140 amino acids)
Source: RefSeq, a predicted model, not a curated record
AUAUCAUCUAUCAGAAGAGUUUCAGCAGUGGAACAAAGAAAGAGGCAAUUCAAGAUGUCAAUGCUUAGACAAUUCAGAGCUCUGCCAUUAGCAGUCCUCGUUUUUUGUGCAGUCAUGAUUUCUGCAGACGUAUAUGAGAUUUUGGAGUACAACAAUUUUCCAUUUGGUAUUCUACCAUCAAAUAUUGACACAUAUAUCUUCAAUAAAACAAAUGGAAAUUUUGAGGUUAAUCUGUAUCGAGAAUGCAAAAUCCAUCAGGCAGGACACAAGAUCAGGUAUAGGCAGCAUAUCACGGGAAAUAUAACUUUCGGAGUAAUCGACAAUUUGCAAGGUGUGGGUGUGAAAUUUUUGUUUUUGUAUGCACCUAUAAAUACAGUAACGGUGAGAAAGAACCUUUUGACUGCCGUUAUGAUUGGUGGAACCUGGUCCAGUAGCUAUGAUGUUAACAAAUUUGUUGAGAUCAAAGAUUGUCUUUAAGUCAUAUGCGAGAUAGUUGAAGUUAGGAUUGUGUAAAGUUUUGUUCUUGAUAGGGUUGUCUAAGGUUUUGUCUUCUCAUAUGAUUGUGUAAUGUUUUGUUCUCUGUUGGGCUGGUGGCCCUUCUUGUUCUUGUUGUGUAAGGUUUUAUUCUUGAUAGGGUUGUGUGAGGUUUUGUCUUCUCAUAAGAUUGUGUAAUGUUUGGUUCGAGUUGUAUUCUGUUCUCUCUUGGGCUGGUGGCCCUUCUUGUUCUGUAAAUCUCAGUGUUUAAUAAAUGUAUACCUUUCUUUAU